This is a messenger RNA of Penicillium soppii, 894 nucleotides long. RefSeq names its product glycoside hydrolase family 75 protein. The coding region runs from base 1 to 894 and encodes 297 amino acids. The transcript is spliced from 6 exons. The record is from RefSeq and is a predicted model, not a curated record. Gene Ontology annotation, molecular function: chitosanase activity. NCBI's taxonomy places the organism in Eukaryota, Fungi, Ascomycota, Eurotiomycetes, Eurotiales, Aspergillaceae.
AUGACCAUCAAGUAUUCCAUUCCCGCAGUCCUGCUUGCUUUGUUGGGCACUGGCUUUGCUCAGAGCGUCGAUGGUGCUCAAUACAACAACCCAACUGCAGGUCCGCCUGCAAGCUUCUUUGCUGCUGCGACGACAAUUCCCGUCGCUGCUUUGCAGACCGCGGCAGCAAAAGCUAGCACUGCCGCAUCGGAUGCAACAUACCCUAUCAAUGGCGACAGUGGUGCUAAGAAAGUGACCAUCCAUAGUGACUGGUCAAAGUUUAGUGAGCAUUUGUCUGGGUCGCAGAUAUGGAUGUUGACUGCGACGGAAUUGAUCACGCGUGCAAGGCAAGCGAAUCAUGGAAACCCUGAUGGACAACCCGAAACCAAUUUUGGUGCUUUGGCAGCCUAUGAAGUACCAUUUAUUGUGAUUCCCGAUAAAUUUGGCACCACAUAUCAGAGUGUACUCACUGGAAACAACAUUGGUGCGAUGUUCUACGGUAUCUACGGUGAUACCGACGGAGAUACUCCGCAGGUGAUUGGAGAGGCGUCUUGGCUAAUGGCUCGAACAUGUUUCCCAAAUGAUGAUUUGAAUGGAAAUAGCGGUCACGGUAAAGUCGAUGUAACUUACAUUCUCUUCACUGGGAAAGAAGCAGUACUCCCCAGCAGCGCGCUCAACAAAAACUACGUCACCAACUUCAGUACACUGCGCUCCAUGGGUGACAAGUUGAUGACUUCUCUCGCAAAGAACUUGAAUCUAGUGAGUGGAGGAUCGUCUCCCACUACCACUACUGGCUCCGUACCUACUGGCGGAUCUUGUUCUUGGGCUGGUCAUUGCGCUGGUGCUUCAUGCUCUAAUGAAAACGAUUGUUCGGAUGACCUUGUUUGCAAGAGCGGGAAAUGUGCUAGCUCUUAA